This is a messenger RNA of Paramecium sonneborni, 234 nucleotides long. The record is from the annotation of a GenBank genome assembly. Lineage: Eukaryota; Ciliophora; Oligohymenophorea; Peniculida; Parameciidae.
AUGAAACAAUAAAAUGAGACUGAAGACCAUAAACUUUAAACAAACUAAAAUUCUUUGAUUCAAAGUUAGAGUGAAGAACCAAAAACAGUAUUGAUUACUAAACAACAACCAUUUUAAUUACAAUCCAAUUUUAAAAUGUUAGCUUACAAAAAUGAUAUAGAAUGCUUACAGAAUCUUUAGAAAUUCAAGCACAACUUAGCCAAGAAAAUAAUAAAAAAAUCAAAAAAUUUAUGA